AACCUUCCUGUACUCAACCCGUCCACUCGCCAUCCCCCUCUCUUCGCCACCUGUCUUCCCCUCAUCCCCGUCGACCUUCAUCCUUUCCCCUCGCCACCAUCGGCUGCUCCCUUCCCUGUGCCCUGCGCCCUCCAUCCUCACCCCAACCCCCGCCCCUUCCGUACCCCGCCUGCUCCGGCAUGCAGUAUUGUUGACUGCGCACGGAGCUGUAGCUGGUUGUCGGGCAGCAGCGGUGAGGAAGGAAGUGAAGGCGAGUCGUUGUAGCUGAGACGGCCGCACCAUGGCAGACACCAUUGAUGACAAGCUGAAGAACUAUAAGACUGCUCCUUUUGAUGCAAGGUUUCCUAAUCAAAACCAAACUAGGAACUGCUUCCAAAAUUAUGUUGAUUUCCAUCGUUGUACCAAGGCAUUGACUGCAAAAGGUGUUGAUACUUCUCCCUGUGAAUGGUAUCACAGGGUGUUCAAGUCAAUCUGCCCCAUUUCAUGGAUAAAGAAAUGGGAUGAUCAGUUGGAACAAGGCACAUUUCCUGGAAAAAUCUAAGCAAUUAUUGCAACCAUAUUAAAACUAUUACUGUGGUUUUAAAACUUGCAUCUUAUAGCAAAAUAAAUUCUGCAAGUUGAACUUA
Messenger RNA from Mobula hypostoma (lesser devil ray), 626 nucleotides. RefSeq names its product cytochrome c oxidase subunit 6B1-like. NCBI's taxonomy places the organism in Eukaryota, Metazoa, Chordata, Chondrichthyes, Myliobatiformes, Myliobatidae. The transcript is spliced from 4 exons. The coding region runs from base 281 to 541 and encodes 86 amino acids. The record is from RefSeq and is a predicted model, not a curated record. Gene Ontology annotation, cellular component: respiratory chain complex IV; mitochondrion.